Messenger RNA from Cryptomeria japonica (Japanese cedar), 1823 nucleotides. Its product is annotated as protein SRG1. Bases 355 to 1452 code for a protein of 365 amino acids. The record is from RefSeq and is a predicted model, not a curated record. The transcript is spliced from 4 exons. Lineage: Eukaryota; Viridiplantae; Streptophyta; Pinopsida; Cupressales; Cupressaceae.
AGACCUCACCCUAAGAACUUAUGCAUCUCAACAAACUAGCUAAUAAAAUGGGAUCGUUUAUAUUGAAAACAAAAAAUCAGCACACAUGGGAAAAUCAUAAAAGCAAGCAGCCGCAGUUUAAGUAAAAUUUGACAACGAACAGAAAUGUGAGGGCAGACGGAGAUGCGAACGUCUUUGACUAAAACUCCGUUUCGCCUGUUAAAACGGGAAACAGGAACUUGCCGUUUCUGGUAACAGAGCUAUAAAUAAACUAGCAAAUCUUUCGUUUCCGCAAAUAGACUUACUUUAAUCUUCAACAAACACAAUAGUUUCUCAGGUUGACUAUUUUUAUCAGCUUUGAAGAGCCGAGGAACAAUGGUUUCACCUGAUUUUGGCAGCUCGCCAAACUGGGGAAGAUCUCUUAUUUCAGUUGAGAGUGUUGAAGAAUUGGCUAAAACGAACCCCCAACAAGUUCCAGACAGAUAUGUGAAAAUUGAUGAAGAGAGACCAGAAAUCUUUGAAUCUCCAAUUGAUCUAUUUGACACAGAGAAAAAUAAUACUGUCAUUGAUAUGAGUAAGAUUGCACAAGCACAACAUAGAGAUGAAGAGAUCAGAAAAAUGGCUAAGGCUUGUGAAGAAUGGGGUUUCUUUCAGGUUGUUAAUCACGGUAUUCCUCAUUCACUGAUAGACACUGUGAAAAGAAUUGGGAAAGAGUUUUUUCAGCUGCCAUUAGAGAAAAAACAGAGUUAUUCAUUGAGGCCAGGGGAUCUUCAGGGCUACGGCCAGACCUUCGUUGUGUCUGAAAAUCAGAAGUUGGAUUGGGGUAAUUUGUUAGGAUUGAUCAUGUAUCCUUCCGAGCUCAGAGAUUUGAACUUUUGGCCGACUGAGCCUGCCGGUUUCAGGGAGACCGUGUAUGCGUACAAUACUGAAAUUAAAAAACUUGCUGGGCAACUGUUGGCUUUGAUUGCUGAGUCGUUGCAUUUGCAGCCUGACUUUUUUGAGAAGAAAUUUGGGAAUGCAUACCAAAAAAUGAGGAUGAAUUACUAUCCUCCCUGCGUUAGUCCAGAUCUUGUUCUAGGACUAAGUGCGCAUGCAGACAUGGUAGCCCUGACUCUACUGCUACAGGAUGAUGAAGUACCAGGAUUGCAGAUUCACAAGGAUGAUCAAUGGAGAUCUGUGAAACCAAUUCCUUAUGCCCUGGUCAUUAAUACUGGAAACAUGAUGGAGGUUAUGACCAAUGGAAGAUACAAGAGCAUCGUACACAGAGCAGUAACGAACAAGGAGAAGGCAAGACUAUCAAUUGGAGUAUUUUAUGCCCCCGGAUUUACUGAAAAGAUUGGCCCUGCCCCUGAACUGAUUGAUGAUAAUCAUCCCAGCUUGUUCAGGAAAUUUAUACACCAGGAUUACAUGCAAGACUAUUACACUCGUGGAACGAAGGGAAAAAGUUCAUUUUAUGAAUUUGCUAGCAUUUAAAAUUGAGCCUUUAUGAGAAACGAGAAAUGAGAAUUGCAAUAGAAACUGCACACAGGGUUGGGUUAAAUUGUACUGUUUUCUCUUCAUAAUCAUAAUUUAUAAAUGGCCCGUACUCCAAACCAAAUCUAAAAGAGCAUAGCUUAAGUUUGUUUAUUUUCUUUCUUAAGCGUAGGAUACAUAUACACUUAUACUACGGGUCUCCCAUAUAUUUUCUCUCACCUUCCAUCAGGCUGUAUGACUGGGAGGGCUUUCGCUUGACUGAAACGUGAGGGUUUGGGACACAGCUAUUUUGGUUUUAAAAAUAUGGUACGUUUCUACGAAAAGUGCAUAAUAAGAAAGUAUAUACAAUUUGGCUUUUGGAGCCAGUUUAG